Callorhinchus milii (elephant shark) is the source of this 2574-nucleotide messenger RNA. RefSeq names its product twinfilin-2. The transcript has 10 exons. The record is from RefSeq and is a predicted model, not a curated record. Gene Ontology annotation, molecular function: actin filament binding; actin monomer binding. Gene Ontology annotation, cellular component: cytoplasm; actin filament; myofibril. NCBI's taxonomy places the organism in Eukaryota, Metazoa, Chordata, Chondrichthyes, Chimaeriformes, Callorhinchidae. The coding region runs from base 100 to 1173 and encodes 357 amino acids. Gene Ontology annotation, biological process: actin filament depolymerization; barbed-end actin filament capping; regulation of lamellipodium assembly.
AGCUCCGCCUCCAGAUGGAGUUGGCAGCGGCUGCGGGUUGACGUGUCUAUUCCUCGGCGUCUCUCCGCGGACACAGGAGCCAAAGCAGCGCCUCGGGCAAUGUCGCACCAGACAGGAAUACCCGCUACCAGGGAAUUGAAGGACUUCUUUGCAAAAGCCCGUGGUGGAUCUAUUCGCAUUAUAAAGGUUAUCAUCAAAGAUGAGCAGUUAGUGUUGGGAGCGUGUAGUGCACCAUUGAAGUCAUGGGAUGUGGACUACGACCACUUCAUUCUUCCCCUUCUGGAAGACAUGCAGCCCUGCUACAUCCUUUACCGUCUGGAUACCAUGAAUGCACAGGGUUAUGAAUGGCUCUAUAUUUCUUGGUCACCUGAUCAUUCCCCAGUCCGGCAAAAGAUGCUGUAUGCAGCAACUAGGGCCACUGUAAAGAAGGAAUUUGGUGGAGGCCACAUUAAGGAUGAGCUGUUUGGAACAAUAGAGGAAGACAUUUGUUUUAGUGGCUAUCAGAAAUAUGUCACUUCCUGUUCAGGGCCAGCACCACUUACAUCAGCUGAGGAGGAGCUCAAGCAGAUUAAGAUUAAUGAGGAUUCUAGCGGCACAAUGGUUAAGACUGAGAUCAGUGUUGAAAGUAAGCACCAGACAAUGCAAGGUAUUGCAUUUCCAAUCCAGGAAAGUGCCAUUAAGGCACUACUCUUACUUAAAGAUCGGAAGAUAAAUUACAUCCAGCUGAAACUGGACAUACAAAAGGAAACCAUAAACCUGGUGCACACAGAUCCCACUGAAGUCUCAGAUCUGUCAAGGAGAAUCCCGAAUAAUGCUCCCCGCUACCACUUUUUCCUCUACAAGCAUUCACAUGAGGGGGACUAUCUAGAAUCUAUUGUGUUCAUCUACUCCAUGCCUGGUUACAAGUGCAGCAUCAAGGAUCGAAUGCUGUACUCCAGCUGUAAGGGUCCUCUGCUAGAAGUAGUGGAGCAGCAACUGAAACUGCAAGUUAUCAAGAAGUUGGAGAUAGACGAUGGAGGAGAGUUAACAGCAAAUUUUCUUUAUGAAGAAGUUCACCCUAAGCAGCACGCCUUCAAGCAGGCUUUUGCAAAACCCAAGGGACCGGCGGGGAAGCGAGGAAUGAAGCGGAUUAUCAGAGGACCCGGGAAUACAGAAAAUGGAGAGGACUUUUAAACCCAGAACCAAAGGAAAUCAGGAUUCGAAACUUUGAACUUUAUACUGAUUAACACUGAAUUUAAAUCUUACACUAUUAGGAUACUGAUUUAAAUCAGAUCAAUCUCAUUUUUAUGCCUUUCCUCCCCAACUAAUGUUAUGCACCUUUUUUGAAUUUUACCUUUAAUUGUGUUUUCCGCUGUUCGUUACAGAAUGUCUGGGAGAGCUUUAGGUGUGUAUACAAAAUUGCCAUGAUAUCAUGCUAUGGAAACAAAUAGUUGAGUCUGUUUGCCAGGCAAUUGUUACAUGGCAGCAAUCUGAAAUCUAAUCCCAUUUUGCACUUGUGAAAAGAUUAUGUAGGGAUUAGAUGAUCCCACUCAUCCCAUGUGUUUACUGAAUACACUACAUUUAUCCCUGAGCAAAAGGAUGCAGCGUACAGUGUUCCACAUUCGCAGGGAAUUGAUUGUGAUGCUUUUUACGGUUUGGCUGAGAUCAGCCAAAUAAAACGUCCAAAUUAAAGCUGAACAAAUUGAUUUUCUUAAGAGCAGAAGAUAUUGUCUGUGGUCUGAGAAAUCCAAUCUUGGAAUGACGUGACUGGUAUUGGGGAUGGAGAUUGUGAUUUCAAAAUGUCAAAAUAAUAAAUUCUAGAGAUUCUAGAGUUUGAAUAUUACGAGAUUGGUGUAAAAGCCAACAAAGUAAUGCAUUAGGGGAUUGAACGCAUGGUCUGUGACCUCUGAAAACAUCACCAACUUGUCCGCUCCCUCCACUCUGCACAGGGCUGCUCAACGUCCCCUGCCCUGCCUGCUCCACUAUCAGUGGUCAGAUCUUCAGCCUUUUUGCCGCCACCCUCUGGAACUCCAUCCUACAGUCCCUCCCCCUCGCCCCCUCCCUUGCUUCCUUCAAGGCCCGUCUCAAGACCUUCUUUUUCGCCGUGCCUUUGGUCAUCUUCCCACCUCCUUGUCCACCACACCUCUGAUCCCAGUCCCAGCUUUGUUGCAAACCCCUCAUUUUCUAACACCUUGGGACAGCCUCCCGAUGUGAAAGGAGCUAUAUAAAUGCAAUUUCAUGUUGUUGUUGUCGCAUUGGACAUCUUGAUACUUAAACACGCUCCACCGUCUUGUCAAGGAUUUGACCCCUUAACCACUACUAGACUGACGGACUCUCUGGGGCCUAUUUUAUGCUUAUAAUACCUGUGGAUUGGGGGAAAGUUGAAUGCACAGCACCGACUGCCAUUGAAAAUGAACAUGUACAUAUAAUAAUCAUAAUUCUUAUGAUAAUCCUUACAUUUGAUAUAGUGUCUUUCACAUCGGCAGGACGUUUCAAAGCCCUGUAAAGCAUUUACUGUAAAGUGUAGUGACUGUGUAUUUUGUAGGCAAAUGCCUACAUCUAUGUGAUGUAAUAAAAGGACAUCCCCUCCCAUUA